UAGUAUAGUUCGAACGUUUUCAAAAUGGCCGCUUUUCUUGUUCAUUGUUCUUUUAUUUCGCGGUUUGUCUGGUAACUUAUGGGAUUUAUCGCUUAUCGUAUAUGAUUCGAGAUGGAUCCAAGGUUACUAAAAGAGCACGCAAGUUUUAAAAAGCGAAGUCUUGCAACGCCAUCGGUGGAAUCGAGAAAAACCAAAGACAAAAUAAAAUCACGGAAAGAGGAUGUUAACAAGAAAUCACAAAAAAGGAGUUACAGUGCUGCAAGUUCUUCACUGCCUAAGACAGCGAAUAGCUCUUUCGAUUACAAAACGGUAACAUUAAGACCAAAAAAUCGCUUCACUGUUCUUGCAACAAUAGUGAACGAGAUGAAACGCAGACAUCUCGAAGGGGAAUUCGAACCGUUAUCUAUCGAUGAGAUACUAGACAGAAUAAAGUACACGGACAUUGAUCCAAAUGAUAAAAGCUGGUUGGCAAAUCAAGCAUUAAUAAACAACGAUCGGCUAACCAUUAAGGGUGGAAAGUUCUUGUUUAAACCUGUGUAUCACAUGAAAAACAAAAGGCAAUUUAUCGACGUACUACAGAAGCAUUACAAUGAAGGAAGAGGCGGAUUGUUAUAUGAUGACGUCGAAGAAAGUCUUCCUUCUGCUGAAAAGAUUGUUCGUAGUACAACAAAUAAGAAUAUUGUCCUUAAAGUCACAAGACCAACUGACAAGAAGAUUGUUCUGUUUCAUAAUGACAUACAACAUUCAAUGGUAGUUGAUGAAAAAUUCAAAGAACUCUGGCGGCAUUCAAGUGUUGAAGGUAUGGGAGAAGGUGACAUUGAAAAUUAUCUUGUAAAUCAUGGUAUAAGCACAAUGAAGGAUUCGGCAUUCAGGAAACCACCUGUAACUGUCCAAAAGAAGAAGUCCUCACAAAAAAAGAAACAGUUUAAGAUUCAAAAUGUGCAUUUGGAGCAGGGACUCUUAAAGGAUUUCAAUGAUGUAAAAAAUAAGUAAGGUUCUGAUUGGUCUUUUCUUGAAUAACCAAGGUACAUUUUGAUGUGCAUGCUUAUUUUGUUUGGCAACUUAAUACCUCUGUUUACCAACUUAAUACCUUUGACAUAAGUUGAUAAGAGGUUGUUGAAAAGGUGCAGCUGUUGAUGUAUGAUGCCAACUGAUCAGUUUUCAUGUCAAGGAAAAAAACAAAGUAAUUCAACAUAGUCAAGACUUCAAUUCACAUAUUUUGUCUAUUUCAUGAUAAGUGAAAUAACUUGUGGUGAAUUCAAAAUAUAUAUAUAUAGUUAGUUAUGACUAAA
This is a messenger RNA of Xenia sp. Carnegie-2017, 1292 nucleotides long. RefSeq names its product general transcription factor IIE subunit 2-like. The record is from RefSeq and is a predicted model, not a curated record. Lineage: Eukaryota; Metazoa; Cnidaria; Anthozoa; Malacalcyonacea; Xeniidae. The transcript has a single exon. Gene Ontology annotation, biological process: transcription initiation at RNA polymerase II promoter. Gene Ontology annotation, cellular component: transcription factor TFIIE complex. The coding region runs from base 112 to 993 and encodes 293 amino acids.